Entrophospora sp. SA101 is the source of this 684-nucleotide messenger RNA. NCBI's taxonomy places the organism in Eukaryota, Fungi, Glomeromycota, Glomeromycetes, Entrophosporales, Entrophosporaceae. The record is from the annotation of a GenBank genome assembly.
AUGGCUUCUUAUCAACAAAGCACAUUUCAGAGUUCUGUAGUUUCUAGUAUUUAUGCUGAAAAACAUUUACAUUCCUUUGAACCAGUCAUGAUUAAUAUUAGGGUAUCACCGACAGUCAAUUACAACAAUCAGAAGCUAUCAUCAAUCCAACUCAAAAUAUGCAUGCAAGACAUAUCAGCACUAUUUAGCAAGAUAUAUACAGUAACUGUUGCCAAAUCACCAUUAAAUGCUUCUCCUAGAGCUUUAUCUGAUGUUACGUAUCGUUCACAUGACACUCGUACUGAAUUAACAAAUCUUAGUGAUCCGGAUAACGAUCAAGCUGAGUUGGAUGAAUUGAUGAGUUUAUCGUCUGAUCCAAAGGUCCAAAGAAAGUUUCUCGAUCUUCGAAUUUCAAACAAAUCACUUCUGGUUCUUAAUGCUACACUGGAAUCCACUGUUAAAGAACAAACGGAUAAAAUUGCUACAAUGCCAUCAUUUGAAGUAAUGAUGGAGACACAACAAAAGCAAUCUGAAUAUCUUAAUAAAAGAAAACGUAAUAAUGAAAAAGAAAAGGCACCCUACGAUCCAAAUUCUCCUCCAUUAAAAUCUCUUCCACGUGUCAUUUUUUACAGAGUAGCAAUAUCGGCCAGACAAUUUGCUGAUAAGUCCAGAGAAAAGAUUCAAGGAAUAUUAAUAUCAAAUUGA